Osmia bicornis bicornis is the source of this 4262-nucleotide messenger RNA. RefSeq lists its product as uncharacterized. Gene Ontology annotation, biological process: positive regulation of MAPK cascade. The transcript has 3 exons. Gene Ontology annotation, molecular function: protein binding; transmembrane receptor protein tyrosine kinase activator activity. NCBI's taxonomy places the organism in Eukaryota, Metazoa, Arthropoda, Insecta, Hymenoptera, Megachilidae. The record is from RefSeq and is a predicted model, not a curated record. Bases 2062 to 3165 code for a protein of 367 amino acids. Gene Ontology annotation, cellular component: terminal bouton.
CCAGCUCACUCGCUAAACUAACCCGUCCCAACCCUUCGAUCCUCCAUCCCUCGACCUUCGGCCAGCAAAGCAACAUCCACGGCCGCAACCUCCUUUCACACCGACUCCGUGUAGCAGUUGUUCACUUUUUUUUUUUUUUCCGAAAACGCCAACUUCGUCCGCCAGUUACGUGGCCCGGUGGCGAAAGGGGAAGAGGAACCACAGCCGAAGAGAGAUCGCAGCCGUUACGGUGGGUAACACCUUGUUUCAUCGGGAACGAGAGACGCCGAACGCGUCGCGAAGACUCGACCGACGAGAGCAUGCGAGAUUAAAACCCGGACCUCGACGCAACUGGCCCGACGUCUACGUAAGCGAAAACCACACGACGCUCGGACACUCGAGGUGUAUACCAGCAGCGGCACCCUUGCCGUUGGACGUCGAUCGACCCGAGCGUUGUUUUCGCCCGACCGUCGUCGCAGCCGCACACCGAACACCAGCAACAAUGCUAGCCGACUAGUUCGCACCAUUUUGUGUUCGCGUGAUAGAACGAGGGACAGUAAACGUUCCCGUUUCCCGUGAAACUGGACCGCGGAUACCAGCGUCUACCCACGACGCCUCGACUCUGUCCUUGACGAAGAGCAUGUGCGACUGGACGGGAUUCCUUUGAACUGACAGGGAAGGUUAUCCGUUUGAUCGUAACGCAUGAGAAAGAUUCCUGGUUGGAAAUAAGGAGAGGAACCCUCGACAGGGCACCCAGUCACAGAAGCAAGUAUUUCGCACAAACCAUAAAAAAGAAAAAAAAAAAGACACGCACAAUUACGCACACGCGCGCGUGUAUCGCAACUGCACCUCUUUUUGCCCGAUAAUUAUCUCCUGUAAUUAUAUCUGUCUCUAUCUAUCUCUCUCUCUGUGUCACACUUUAUUGUUCUCUCUGUUAUGAUCGAUGUGUGUAACACCUGUGUUGUACCUCUUCUUCUUCACCAAUUCUUCGACACGCACUCUCGCCCUGUUACCUGGUGUCUAAUUAAUUCCCUUCUUCGCACCCACCUAUGUUAUAUUGGGAGCACGGUUUUGCACAUUUUUCGGGCACCUGUUGAUCUCUCACUCGUCCUACAUAGCCAGUUUUCCGCACUCUAAAGUCGUUCGGGGGGAGUUCGAUGUGGUCGCUGCACGCCGUUGUCGUCGCCGCACGUAGAAACCCGGGGUUCUCGACGGCACUCUAGCACCAGCACACCGGAAGUCGUGCGACCAACCGGGACCGAGUCGUAAGUUUCGUUUAAAGAAACGUAGAGGAUCCGAGAGAGGGAAGAGUCAACUGUCGUAACGAGGAAGUUUAAGUAAAAGAUCGUGGGAUCGUUGCUGGAAGCUAUGGGAGCGAGGAUCGGAAGAAACAGGGGUAAGCGAGCGAACGGAAGACCCAGGAGAAAGAUAGUUCGAUUACGAGUACGUAACUGUGACCGAUCGAUCGGGUUUCAUUGUUGACCAUGUAACGUCGAGCACCUUAAAAAGCAUCAGCACCAGCACCUCCGAUCACGGCACCUCCGACACCACAUUCAAAAUCCCACUCUGGCCACCGAUCGUCAGCUUGUUCCUUACAUAACCACCUGAUUUCAGGACCAGGAAACGUUUCAAUUAGAAAAGGAAAGGAACGCUCGACACGCGGGUGUAGAGAGUUAGAAGACUAUCCGGAAUCAUCAUCUCUUGUUCCUAUAAUUCCCGAGGAGUAUUAAGAGUGCUGCUUGUACACUGCGCUUUUAAGAAACGUCAUCUCCCCAUGUGACGCUGCUUGCCGACAGGGUUAUCGAUUGAUCGCCGGUCAUCGCUCAUCGUCCGCGUUUUCUUCCCUCGAGUCGCGCCCCCGCUCGCUCGUUCCCUUUCCCCGUCCAGCCUGUAAACAAAGAAACGAGAAGAAGUAGUCGGCCUAAACCGCGUGGAAAGUAAAAGAAACAGUGCGUCGUGCCUUCCGAUUCGCCACCGAAGGGUUGAUCUGCCUUGUCAGAAGGGGCGCGGGUGACUAGUAUCAAGCCUCCGUCAGUCGUCGUCAACCAUAUACGGUUGGACGACGCAACGUAGGACAGAUAUAUGAUGGCGGUGUGCAUGUUCUGGCUUCUCACGUACGUGGGACAAGGUUUGGAUCUCGCGGUGGGCAAUCGACCGGUGAUCGUCAUGCAAGGGGCGCAACAGGAACAGGACUACCGGCACGGUAGCGGCGGAAUACGAAAGAAGAGCGAGCUAAGCUCGUCGGUUGGCAAUAACCUGUUGCACUUCAGGAUAUAUCCUCCCGAUGCGUCUCACCGGGACGACCUGUCCAAUUGGUUGCUGUUGAACGACGAGCCGCGUAUCUCGUCGUGGACACCGGCCGGUAUAUUGAUCGACGAUAUGAUCAGAGAGCCCAGAGAGCUUCAGACGGUAUUCUUCGCUCUGUCACCGGCGAUGCUGAACGUACUCUACUCGGAGUACAUGAACAACGCAGCGCAGAACGGCGAACAGUUGAUUCACCCGGUCGAGGAUCAACCGAACGGCCAUAUAGGGCAGCAACGAAUGAAGAAGCUACGAAUCGAUUGCAGACACUCGAGGAACACGGUCAGUUUACCUAUCAGGGUGUGCGACGACGAGACCGGACGAAAGACGUUACAGGAUACCAGACAAUCCAACUACGACGAUCUAUUCGAGCAGAAGAAAUUCAACGCUGCUGCGAACCUGAAGACUGAUCCGAUACCACGGACGGAGAAACCGAGGGAUUAUCAGAGCCCGGGUUUCAUAGCCAGGCCACCGUUUCCGUUGGACGGCAACAAGCUUCCUGGAAAGAGAAGCCAAAUGCCGGUCGGACGACGCUCCAUCGACCUACCCGGUGAAGCCGCCCAGCAUCAAGCUCAACCUCCGUCAUCCCCAGGGAACACCGUUGCUUCUCAACUUAUGCUCAGAUCGACCAGAGGUAGCAUACAGUACGACGUGCCGCAGAUCGAAUGUCCAAUGUCAGAAGAUGGGAUGGAAAGGUUCGCGUGUCCCACUGCAGACAGAAUGGGUAGAUAUCACUGCAUCGACGAUCACGCCUUGUGCGACGGUUUCAUAGACUGCCCUACAGGCGAAGACGAGGACAGACAAGCCUGCAUGUUUUACAAAACUACGAAAGCUCACCUUGACGUAUUGGCUGAUGCCAUUUUGCGAUGGGCAAGAGGACGCUAAUUCCUUUGUUGACGACGAACCUCUGACCUAUGCAUAAAAUCAUAAGUCUGACGAGUUUACUUCUUUAUACAUUCAUCUAUAUAUAUAUAAAUAUAAUAUAUAUGAUAUGUAUAUGAUAUAUUCUCAUAUAUGCGUACGCGUACACAAUCUCUCGUGUACACGCGCACAUAAACGUGGGUUUUCGUUUCGUUGCCAGCGAGUAUUUCUCUUGCGAGCGACAGGUGAAUGGGGAUGAAUGGGGAUGAAGGUUUUUCCUUCGAUUUUCUUUUAUCAAAUAUACAAUCGUGCGGGUCGAGCUCUCUACCUCAUUGAUCUUAAACAUAUCAAAUCUAAUCCUCGAAUUUAAAAAGGAAGAAAGAAAAUUGAUAGAAAAUUCAAUAUUGGAGUAUAUCUAGUUUAGAAUUAACGAGUAAAUAAUUCCUUUAAUUAGCUCGUAGUAUUAAGUUAAUAUCUGAAUUUGUAAGUGGUACAGGAAAAAUGAAUCUUGUAAUUCCAAACGGAAUUCAAUAUUUAUUUAGACUAUGAGAGUACUUAAAUUGAUUUUAAAUUAGAGGUAAAUUAGUGUUUAGCGUUAAGCCAGUAUAUUUGAACGAGCAAUGAAAAAUGGGUUGAAAAUAAUACAGAAAGUUCAAUCUUGGAAUUUCUAGUGGGAUUCAAAUUCAAUUUACCCUUUUUCUUUUUAUAUCACAGAUUGAUCUGGAUACAAAGACACUCAUCCCCAUUUCAAAUGGGGUGGUAUUUAACACGUUGACUGUCCUGUCACCCCUGAUGCGGAAGUGACGCUUAAAAUUCAAUUUUUUGACUCGCCUAAUUAGUGAAAAAUUAUUUUCAAAGAAUUUCUUCGUAAAUAAAGAUACCACCUAAGGAAACUUCCAACAGUCGAGGCAGUCAACGUGUUAAUCCAUCGAAAGAGCUUCCGGGGAAAGCUUCUCUCUUCGGGAAAUCCGCUCGCUAGACGAACGCCGGCUGAUAAGAGAUUCGAACACCCUGCUCGCAUUCUCCCCGUUCUCCCGCAUCGUCUAUUUUGCAGACAGUUCUCCUCCCUUUUUCCCCCCGCGGUAAUUCGUAAAGAAAUUAAAAAAAAAAAAAAAAUACAC